AUGUGUACGGACCAGAACCAGGAUCAAGGGCCCCAUCUUGAACAAAAGUUGAAUACUGAACUUUCAGAGCUCCGGGAAUGGGCCAAAACGAGGUUGAACAAGCAACUGGCGCUACACUACCAGAUGGUAGAACUUUACGAUCGGAAGUUGACAAAAUGCAACAUGUACAAAGAGGAAUUGGAAUGGAAUCGCACGGAAAACGCACGUUUUAAAUUCACUUCACAGUGCCUAAUGGACAAGAUCGAACAAUUGACUAGUAGUGAUGGCAAAAAAUCUUUGAUAGAGUUCGAAAAAAACGUAAACGAUCACGAUAAAAACAAAGAUACUGACGCCGAUCCGUUAACUGCAUACACGGAAAUGUGUACAAAAAAGUUGAUCGAAAAAGUAACUGAGUACAAGGAACAGGUCGAGAAGAUAUCCAUAGAGUUGGACAAUGUCAACGACCAGCUAGCCAACUCGGCAAAAACAGAAGAGGUGCUGCUGCGGUGCUUGGACAACUUGACGGUGUUGGCCGAAACGGAACGAAUGAGAAGGGACCGAGAAGAGUCGGAGUUGCGGAAGACGGUGAACCAGCUAACGGCCGAGCUAGAUAAGGUGCAGCAGGAAAAGGACCGAUUGCGGUCGGUUGAGGCCAAAAUUUCGGUUGAGAUGAUGCACCACGAGUCUGCGCAGGACGAAGCGAUGCGUACAGAAAACGCGCAGCUGCAGGCUAAAUUGGGAACGAGUGGAAUUGUGGUAGCUACGCUUCAGUCCAGGAUAUUCGAUCUAGAAAAGGAACUGGCCGAGCUAACGGACGUAGGGCACGUGCAACAGGAACAGAGUCAGAUCUCCGGCUUUGGCGGAGAGUUAAUAGACGGCGGCUCGUCUACGUCUAUGAUACUGUACCAAUGUAAUCUAUCUCGAACGGGCGACGAACACGUUGCCAGUUUUCUGGACCUAGGACGCGGUGAUGACCAAUCAAUACCGUGUUUAUUGUCGAUCAAAAGCUCCGGCACCGCUGCCGAAGACGUUCGACUGUCUUGUUCGCAGUCGACUGACGACGACCGCCAACCAUCGUAUUAUUCAGAGUCACCCAACGACGACCACCAACCAUCGUAUUCAGAGUCACCCAACGACGACCGACAACCUUCCACCGAUACAGCCUCUGAACCAUCAUCACUGGUGAAAUUGAAAAAUCGUCGUUUGGCUGACAUUAUAAAAAAAUAUGAGAGCAAGCACGAAGAAAUAAAAUGA
Molecule: messenger RNA, 1233 nt
Organism: Rhopalosiphum maidis (corn leaf aphid)
Lineage: Eukaryota; Metazoa; Arthropoda; Insecta; Hemiptera; Aphididae
Product: paramyosin-like
Exons: 3
Coding region: 1-1233 (410 amino acids)
Source: RefSeq, a predicted model, not a curated record